AUGGAGAGUUCUGUGAUCCUGGGUUGUCUUCUGGUGCUGGUUUGCUCCUUGAUGCCAUGUGGACUGUGCGCUGACAAGGAUCAGACUCCGGACUUCUGCCAGCUCAGUCCGGACUCGAAUCCCACUUGCAUGGCCUACAUGCCACAGUAUUUCUAUAAUUCUACAUCUCAAGAAUGUGAAGAGUUCAUUUAUGGAGGCUGUGGAGGAAACCAGAACAGGUUUGGGUCAAAGAAGAAGUGUUUGGAGACCUGCUAUCGUCCUGCCGUCACUGAGAAGGUGAAUUUAGAUUCCACUCUUCUAAAAUACAAAGGAGCCUGUAACUUACCUGCAGAGUCUGGACCAUGCAUGGGAUACAUGCCCAUGUAUUUCUACAACGGUACCUCUGGACAAUGUGAAAUAUUUAUAUAUGGAGGCUGUAAAGGCAAUGCAAACCGAUUCAAAGAUUCAACUUCUUGUCAGAUGUAUUGUCGAGCUGUUCCUCCACUCAAUUCAACUGAGGUGUGCAACCUCCCCCCAAAGACAGGGCCGUGUAAUGCUCUUUUCCACAAACUUUACUACAACCCAGAAACUCAGAGAUGUGAGCCCUUUAUCUACGGCGGCUGUGAAGGAAACGCAAACAACUUUGACUCAGCUGAAGCGUGUCAGUUUGUGUGUCAUCCCGACGGCAGCGACGUGAUUACUCCACUUGUUGCAACAGGCAGAGCAGUCGAUGAAUGUUCAGUGGCACCUGAAGCUGGUCCUUGUCGCAUGAAUUUGCCAAGGUUCUUUUACAACUCCACUUCUCAGAAAUGUGAAUUAUUCACAUAUGGAGGUUGUGAUGGAAACAAAAACAGAUUUGUGUCGGAGAGAGAGUGUCACCUAAACUGUCCUUUCAGAGGCCCUCGGAUGCGCACUGUCGCACAACCAGAAUCUAAUGUUUGUCUCCUUCCAUCAGACCCAGGUCUGUGUAAGGCGCACGUACCACGCUUCUACUUCAACACAAUCACUAAAAACUACGACAUCCAUUAG
This is a messenger RNA of Knipowitschia caucasica, 1008 nucleotides long. The record is from the annotation of a GenBank genome assembly. NCBI's taxonomy places the organism in Eukaryota, Metazoa, Chordata, Actinopteri, Gobiiformes, Gobiidae.